UUGGUGACGUCAUGGGCUGGAAGGGCAGACAGCCAGUAGGUGGGCUGGGCUGUGGUUCUGCUUCUUAUAUCGCAAUUCACGCUAAUACGAUUAUUUAAAUCUAAUAUAGGGAUACACCAACAUCACAGGAUGAGUUAGAGGGUGUAUUUCGAGUGUGCCAGUGCACUGAAACAUGGAUCGUUGCAGUGUCCAAGUCUUUCUGCUGCUCUUGCUGCAGACUCUGCAGACAUCAGCUGAGGGCUCAGAUGGACAGUUGGUGUGUCUGUGUGACAGCCCUAAAUGCCUCCAGGCCACCCUGUGCCAAGGUACGCGUUGCUUCUCCUCUGUCAAAGUCAGCAGCAGCGGGGUGGUGUUUGAGCGCGGCUGCCUGGAGGGGCUGGAGAAAGUCCUUUUGCAUUGCUCCACAAAUCCGUCCUUCCACCAGGCCAUUUUCUGCUGCUCCCAGGACAUGUGCAACAGCAACACCACCACAAGUUCGCUGAUGUCUCUUCUUCCAACAGCCCCUGAAGGCGAGCCAGUUCGGUAUCGUGUGGAAACCUUAGCUCUCUUUGUACUUGGUCCUGUGGUGGUUCUGGCUCUGCUAUCUUUAGUGUCAGUUUUGGCCUGCAGGAGGCUCCACCAUGGCCGUCUGCAGAGGCUGCAGGAGUUUGAUACCGAGCAGGGAGCCAUAGAUGGCCUCAUCUCCUCCAAUGUGGGAGACAGCACUUUAGCGGACCUGUUAGACCACUCUUGUACAUCAGGCAGUGGUUCAGGUCUUCCCUUCCUCGUCCAGAGAACUGUGGCCAGGCAGAUCAGUCUGAUGGAGUGUGUAGGCAAAGGAAGGUAUGGGGAGGUGUGGAGGGGCCAGUGGCAGGGGGAGAACGUGGCUGUAAAAAUCUUCUCCUCACGAGAUGAGAAGUCCUGGUUCAGAGAGACGGAGAUCUACAAUACAGUGCUGCUAAGACAUGAAAACAUACUGGGCUUCAUGGCAUCUGACAUGACAUCUCGCAACUCCAGCACCCAGCUGUGGCUCAUCACCCAUUACCAUGAGAACGGUUCACUUUAUGACUACUUGCAGCGAGUUGCCGUGGAGAUGUCAGAGGGCUUGGCGAUGGCGGCGUCGAUAGCGUGCGGCCUAGUGCACCUGCACACAGAGAUCUUUGGCACAGAGGGGAAACCGGCCAUCGCACACCGCGACCUGAAGAGCAAAAACAUUCUGGUCACAAAGGAGCUGCGCUGCUCCAUCGCAGACCUGGGUCUGGCUGUAACCCACUCCCAGGCAGACAACCUGCUGGAUGUGGGCAACAAUCCAAAGGUUGGCACCAAGCGUUACAUGGCACCUGAAGUGCUGGAUGAGACAAUUCAGACAGACUGCUUUGAUGCCUAUAAGAGAGUGGACAUCUGGGCCUUUGGGCUGGUGCUGUGGGAGAUAGCAAGACGCACAUACAGCAAUGGUAUUGUUGAGGAGUACAAGCCUCCAUUCUAUGAUCAGGUGCCAAAUGACCCCAGCUUUGAGGACAUGAGGAAGGUGGUGUGUGUGGAGCAGCAGAGGCCUUUCAUUCCCAAUCGUUGGUUUUCUGAUCCUACUCUCUCUGCUCUGGUGAAACUGAUGAAGGAGUGUUGGUACCAGAACCCCUCUGCCAGGCUGACUGCACUGCGCAUUAAGAAAACCCUGGACAAGAUUCACAGCUCUCUGGAGAAGGGCAAGGAUUCAUGAGAGGGAGACGAGCCUCAGAGGCAGCUGCCUGAUGUCAGGGGUCGGCUUAGAGAAGAGCCCAGUUUUUUUUUUCCAAAGGAGAAAGGGCGAUAAGGGGGAUGGACAGAGGACCAGAAGAAAGAGUUGUUCUAGUGUCAUCCAGCCUCAUCCUUCUCUUGCUCUCUCACUUUCACUGUGGUUGCCUUCCACUGACAUCCCUUUCUCUGACUUGAAGCCCACACAGACGUUUGGACCUGUCCUGUCUGAAUAAGCCAGCCUUUGCUACAGGACACAAACCAGUUACCAAUGUGUUCGCACUGACCUGAACUGCAGACUGUUACUAAGUGUGAAGAACAUGGAUGGCAUAUUGUAGUACCCCAUCACAAUGCUUUAACGCUCAUUUAUGACUGCACGCACACACAUACACCAUGCUGAGUGUCUCUUACAAUUCAAUUUCUGAUCCCCAGCCAGUGUUUGUGGCAUGUAGUUGUAGCAUUCUGCUCAGAGACAAUCAGAAGUGUUUCACUCAUUUAGCUUCAUUAGAACAUGCAAACUAUAGCCACAAACACACACACACACACACUACAAAACACACAAAUAUGUUCACUUACAGAAGGAAAAGAGCCAAUAGAAUCAAAAUAGUUUUUAAACUUUUUAAAAAUAGUAUGAUAUUUAUGUAUUAAAUCUCCACUGCUACCACACUACUGAGGAUAAGUAAGACUGAUGUGUGAGACUGACUGUAUACAUAUAUAGGCAUCUACUCUACUGGACUUUCUGUACCCAUAUUGUCAUUAUUGGAGCUAGUAAAUGUUUUGUUGAGAAAUGGAGGAAAAAGGUUCCCACUGGGUUUGAUUGUUGUAUGGAAAAAAAUGGGAUAAACUAUAGAUACAUGUUUAUCCUGGUGGUUCAAGGAAUAGACACACAGCAAGUACCUGCCAAUAGGCUUUAGUCUGUAUCUUUAUAAUAAGAAUAUGAGUAUGAAAUGAACUGAUACUCUCUGCCUGGCAUACUCCAUAAACUCACUGUGGCUGAUUUAAAAUAAAGUCUACUGUGCAGGCAGAGAGGAAUCAAGGAAGACCUGUGACUGGUAGAGCUGACAUGUUUUAAGAUAUUGGAGCUGAAGUAGUUUUCUGUAGCGAGGUGGGCUUCCAUUUACUCCUAAUCUCCCAUCAUGCCACAUUACAAGUUGCCUGAAUUACAAGAAAAACACUCCAUCUUUAUUUGUUUUAUUCAAGAUUCAUUUUAGACAGAUAAAGUUGCCUAGGUGUGUGGUUACAAGUGAAUUUGUUCACAAAUGCUGGGUUUGUUUUGGAAAAAAUGUUGCUUUGUCUUUUUUUACAUGUAAUAAAACAUUUACUGCACUCUU
Molecule: messenger RNA, 3041 nt
Organism: Siniperca chuatsi (mandarin fish)
Lineage: Eukaryota; Metazoa; Chordata; Actinopteri; Centrarchiformes; Sinipercidae
Gene: acvr1l
Product: activin A receptor, type 1 like
Exons: 10
Coding region: 173-1696 (507 amino acids)
Biological process (GO): BMP signaling pathway; transforming growth factor beta receptor signaling pathway; protein phosphorylation
Cellular component (GO): plasma membrane; BMP receptor complex
Molecular function (GO): transforming growth factor beta receptor activity, type I; ATP binding; SMAD binding
Source: RefSeq, a predicted model, not a curated record